GUCCCGUUCUCCCGCAGAAGCAGGACAGCCACCGGCGGUUGGAGUAGUUCUUGCUCCGCUACAGCGGCAGCAAUCGUCCCGGAACGGCUCCCGACCUGCCUCUAGGGAGCCAACGGCGCGCAGCGAAGGCGAGGGGCUUUCAGUUGUCCCAUCCCGCCCCGGGCGGUUAUCGGAGGCGUAUGACGUGCAGAAGCCAGUGGGCAAGGGAGGCUAUGCGGUGGUAUAUAAGGGCAUCCGGCGGGAGGAUGGUCGGGUCGUUGCUGUCAAGAAGGUCGAGAUCUUUGAGAUGAGCGCCAAGAAGCGCGAGCGGUGCCUCCAGGAGGUGACCCUCCUGCAGCAGCUGGACCACCCCAACAUCAUUCAGAUGCUGGACGCCUUUAUUGAUGAGAACAUGCUCAUCAUCGUGUUCGAGUGGGCCCCUGCAGGUGACCUAAAGCGCCUGAUUAAGAAGACGGCAGAGCAGGGCAAGACGCUUGACGAGCCGUCCAUCUGGACCUUGUUUUACCAGGUGACUGACGGUCUACGCUACAUGCACCAGCACCGCAUUAUGCACCGUGACAUCAAGCCUGCCAACGUGCUGGUGGGCGCCAACGGGGCGCUCAAGCUGGGGGACCUGGGACUGGGCCGCCAGCUCAGCGAGCAGACGAUGGAGGCAUUCUCCAAGGUCGGGACGCCCUACUACGUGUCGCCCGAGGUGGUGCGGGGCGCGGGGUACGACUGGAAGAGCGAUGUGUGGUCCAUGGGCUGCCUGCUGUACGAGCUGGCGUGCCUGCGGUCGCCGUUUGAGAUGGAGGGUGCUAACCUGUACGACGUGUUCCAAAAGAUCUCCAAGGGCGAAUACAGCCCACUGCCUACCGACCAGUUCUCCGCGCCGCUGCGCAGCCUGGUGGGCCGCAUGCUGCAGAUUGACCCCUCGAAGCGCCCCGAGCUGGAAGAGGUGUGGCGGAUCACAAGCUCGGCGGUGCAGUCCCAGUCUCGCACUCGCUCGGACGUGCACGGGGCCGCCGCGGAGCUGUACGAGCAGCUGGUGCUACUGUCCAGCGAGGUGGCCGCCAGGGUGAAGGGCAAGGCGCCGCCGCCCACGCCGCCAACCGGCCGGCGAGCCUCCUCAGCCUCUGGAGCCGCGGCGGCGGCGGCGCUGGCGGGCUCGCUGGCCCCUCCGCCCUUGGAAACCAUCCGCAGCCUUCACCCAUUGUACUUUUCGGAGCCGCUGGUGCCGCCGCUGCGCUCAGACUCGGAUGCAUUUCAGAAGCAGCAGCUGGGCGCCUUUAUGCACGUGAUGGCUUGGCUGCUGCGACUCAACGGCAAGGCGGACGGAGCCGCCGCCAUAGAGGCCAACCUGGAGCUGGUCCCGGCGCCACGCGCGCCGACGGCAUGCUUGGCGGCAGCGGCGGCCGGUCGCAGCGUCGGCGCUGCCUCGGCGGGCCAGCAGCUGCCCAUGUGCACCAACGUGCUGAAGGGUGCUGAGGCCGCAAAGCGGGGCGCGCAGCUGCUGGACCUGAACACAGAAUUCGCGCCGGUGAACGCGAUUGCGCUGGGUCACGGGCGCGCCGUGUGUGGACUGCUGCAGGACGCAUUGGCGCUCAGCGUGCAGCGGGUGCCACUUCUAGUGCGGCCGCCUCAGAGGCAAGAUGAGGCAGCUGCGGAGGAGGUGUCGGAGGAGGCAGGCGCAAUGGAGGGGCCUGCAGGGUCGAUGAUGACUACAGCAGCGGCUGAUGCAGGGCCCAGCAGCGAUGAAGAUGAGGAGGCAGAGUACCUUGACGGGACGGCAGCGGACAGACAGCGUGCCUUUGACUCGCUGGCCCCCGGAGCCGCCAGCAGCAGUGGCGCAGCGGCGCCUGAGGGCAGGGCAGGGAAGGGACGCAAGGGGCGAGCAGUGGCUGCGGGGACCCAGGUGGACCCAGUGGCAUGGCGGCAGGAAUUGGAGCGGUUGACGCCGCAGCUGAACCGCAUCAAGAUCUCGGCUGAGGCGGCAGCUGGGGACUGGUCGCAGCGGUGGCAGCAGACGAAGGAGCUGCUGGCCGCGCUGGCUUCUGCAACACCGGAUGCCAGGACCUCGCUGGGGAAGCUCGGCAGCGGCGUGUCUCGGGACUUGGAACGAAUUGACAUGACGGAACGACGACUCAACGACAGCACAGUUAGCCUUAUGGAGCAAUACGCGGCCAGUCGGCGGCGGCUGGCGGACCUGCAGCGUGAGCGGCAGCACCACGACGAGCUGCUUGAAAUCGGGCACUCGGCGCUGGCACAGCUGGCGGAGCGGAUAGAGGAGGUGCAGCUAGCCAUACAGGACAAGACUGACGGCCUUGACGGCUCGCGUCAGAUCAGCCUGAUACAUGACACCAUGCGUACCAUGCGCAAGGAGAUGCGGCGGAUGGACGUGCGCAUUGGUGUGGCCCGGCACGAACUGUGGGCCAAGCAGACGGGGCGCACCCUAAAGCUGGGUGCGGGGAUCCUGGACGAUGAUGAGGAGGACGGCCAGGAGAACGAGAUGGGUUGAGGGCUGCCUGUCGUAGCGGCAGUGGAAUGAGGAGGAUUACGGGAAGUAGGGGCUUGAUGUCAGGACCGUUGCGUACGAAUGGCAGGUGGGCAUACGACGUGACUACCUAGGACUGAUACGUUGCAGGAGCACGUGCGCGGAAAGACGAGAAGGCACGUUACGAGCCGUGUCUAACGGGUUGUGUCGGGCGCAUGUCUGUAAAUGUGGAGUGGUUGCAAGUUCUACACAGGUUUACCCGCAAGCGGGCGUUUCAUGGAACAGAUUGUGAACAGGCUCGGCUGCAGCUACGAGGUUGCCUCGUGCAUGUGUCCUCCUUGCAGCUGCUCAUAUAAGGAUUUCCUAUGGGUGUAUAGUGGCCCGUAGCAGUUCCUUGAGUUGAUAAACAUCGAUGUCAAGGACGUGAAGGGGGAAUAUAAGAGAUAUGUGGCAGCUUAUGCAGUGCUGCAUCCGAAUGGAAUUAUGCGGGAAGCGCUGCGGCAUGGGCAAUGGAGUGCUAGUGGGCCCCGCCAUACAUUGCCUUUUGGCCACCCUUUGCCAUGCGUGGUGUAAGCUAGUGGCAUGCCCCAAACCCAACUUGGCAGCGCGCCAGUUUUGGCACGGCUAUGCCAUUAAGGCCCAG
Messenger RNA from Astrephomene gubernaculifera, 3116 nucleotides. Lineage: Eukaryota; Viridiplantae; Chlorophyta; Chlorophyceae; Chlamydomonadales; Astrephomenaceae. The record is from the annotation of a GenBank genome assembly.